UCUCUCUCUCUCUACUCUGUCACCUCCUUCCUUGUUUCCAACUCCUUUCUCUCUCUAGAAAAAAAAACCUCAUCCAGUUUUUUUUCUUCUCUUCUCUGCUCUGUUCUAUAAAAUACAAAUUACAUUGCAAUCUGCAUAAAUUAAAAUUAAUAUUCACUCUUCUCUUCUGAUUUCUCUCUCAACUUCUCUCUCUUCUCUCUCUCUCUUGUUGCAGUUGGUGAGAAAACAAAACAGAUCCCUCUUUCUUCUUCCUCCUCCUUCUUCCUCUGCUCCUCCGAUUCGAUCCUCUCGAUCACGCUCUCCGCCAUUCCUCUACUCAAUUCCCUCUCUUCCUCCGUCGUCUCUCGCCGUUUCUCCGGUCACCACUCGCCCUCGCUUCUCGCUUCCGCGGUUGCUCUGUUUCUCCGAAUUCUUCAAUUCGCGAUUAGGGUUUAUGCGUUGUGCUGUGUUUGCUGAGUGUUUGGGUUACGGAGUGGAAUUUUGCUGUCUGUGGUUGAUGGAAUUGGAAUUUGUUGCUUCAAUUUAAUGCAGUGAGUGAGUGAUUGAUUGUUUGUUUGUUCCCAAUGAUUAUCAAGCGGAACCUGAAAUCGCAAAUGCCGGCUCUCAAACGGUGUAAAACCGGUGAUGUUGCCGGCGAGGAUGACGAGUCUGCUCAGGCGAGUAAGAAGAGGAAAACUAACGGGUACUACCAUCUGAAUCUUCUCGGUGAUGUUGCUGCCGGGGUGAUUCCGGGGAGUUUUCAUGGUCUUUUGAGUGGCGGCGUGGAGAAGGGGUUCUCUGCGUACGGUGGAGUGGAAACGAAGGGUGGUGGUGUUCCGGCGAAGAAGGACCAGGUUCAGCGGCCGCCGUUGGUUAGGACUUCGAGGGGGCGAGUUCAGGUUCUUCCUUCGCGGUUUAAGGACUCUGUUAUUGAUAAUUGGAGGAAGGAUGGGAAGAAUAGUUUGCCGGAUUGUGAGGUUGAAGAUGAGGUUGAAUGCAAGGUGGAGAAGUUCAGCUUCAGGGCAGCGAAAACUUGCAACCAGAAUGCGAGGAAAGGGCGGAACGAUGAGAGAAUCGGGUAUAAGGCUCGCAAGUACUCGGCAUUGUGUGGGGAUGAGGUUGGUCCGAGGUUUAGGAGUUUUGGUGCAAGGAAGGAUUCGAAUUUGCGGGGUGCAUUGGCCUCGAGGCGGGAGGUGCUGGUUGAGGAUGAGAAAGGAAGGUUUUUGGAGGUGGAUGGGGUUGAUUUGAUGGAGGAUGAUGGAGUUUUGAAGGAGAAUGGGGAGAAGAAAGAUGGGUUGUAUGGACCAGAAGAUUUUUAUGCAGGAGAUAUAGUGUGGGCCAAAGCCGGGAGGAAGGAACCUUUUUGGCCUGCCAUUGUCAUUGAUCCUAUGAAGCAGGCACCUGAGCUGGUCAUGAGGUCUUGUAUACCUGAUGCAGCAUGUGUCAUGUUUCUUGGCUACGCAGGCAAUGAAAAUCAAAGGGACUAUGCAUGGGUCAAGCAUGGCAUGAUAUUUCCAUUUACAGAUUAUGCAGACAGGUUUCAAGGGCAGUCUGAAUUGAGUUUCUAUAAUCCCCCUGACUUCCAAAUGGCAGUAGAGGAGGCAUUUUUGGCAGAACAGGGCUUCACCGAGAAGUUGAUGGCUGAUAUAAAGGCAGCAGUUGGUAGCAUUGGUUGUGAUGAUGAUACUACUCUGAAAUCCUUUCAGGAGGGCACUGGUUCAAACCGGUUUGCAAGACACCACUUUCUAAACCAGGAUUUAUUUGAUAAGAAAGGCACACGACCCUGUGAAGCCUGUGGAUCGCGCCUUCCGUACAAGAUGUCGAAGAAAACAAAGGAUUCAACUCCUGGCGGUCAAUUUCUAUGUAAAACAUGUGCCAGGUUAACAAAAUCGAAACAUUAUUGUGGCAUAUGCAAGAAAGUUUGGAAUCAUUCUGAUAGUGGAAGUUGGGUGCGCUGUGAUGGAUGUAAGGUGUGGGUGCACGCAGAAUGCGACAAAAUUUCUAGCCGCCUUCUCAAGAAUCUUGAAGACACUGAUUAUUACUGCCCAACUUGCAAAGCCAAGUUUGAUUUUGAGUUAUCUGAUUCAGAAAAGUCACAGCCAAAAGUCAAGUGGAAUAAAAACAACGGGCAGUUACUGCUUUCAAAUAAGGUUACUGUUCUAUGCAAUGGUGUGGAAGGCAUAUAUUUUCCAAGCCUUCACUUAGUUGUGUGCAAAUGUGGUUUUUGUGGGACUGAAAAGCAAGCACUUAGUGAAUGGGAAAGACACACUGGUUCCAAAUUACGAAAUUGGAAAACAAGUAUUACGGUGAAAGACUCCAUGCUACCGCUGGAACAAUGGAUGCUGCAGUUGGCAGAAUUUCAUGCUAGCGCUCUAGUGUCUGUCAAACCUAAAAAACCUUCUCUAAAAGAAAGGAAGCAGAAGUUGCUUACCUUUUUACGAGAGAAGUAUGAACCGGUGCAUGCUAAGUGGACUACAGAGCGCUGUGCUGUUUGUAGAUGGGUUGAAGACUGGGACUACAAUAAAAUUAUCAUUUGCAACAGAUGUCAAAUAGCUGUUCAUCAAGAAUGCUAUGGAGCAAAACAUGUUAAAGACUUCACAUCUUGGGUUUGCAAGGCUUGUGAAACACCUGACAUCAAACGGGAGUGUUGUCUUUGUCCUGUAAAAGGUGGUGCUCUAAAGCCAACUGAUGUUGAUACAUUAUGGGUACAUGUCACUUGUGCUUGGUUUCGACCUGAAGUCUCGUUUGCUAGUGAUGAGAAGAUGGAGCCUGCUUUGGGUAUUCUGAGCAUUCCAUCAAAUUCUUUUGUGAAGAUUUGUGUUAUUUGCAAGCAGAUUCAUGGUUCAUGUACACAAUGUUGCAAGUGUUCCACUUAUUUCCAUGCCAUGUGUGCAUCAAGAGCCGGAUAUCGAAUGGAGUUGCAUUGUUUGGAGAAAAAUGGUAAGCAGACAACAAAAAUGGUUUCUUACUGUGCUUACCACAGGGCUCCAAAUCCAGACACUGUUUUGAUUAUGCAAACCCCUCUUGGGGUCAUUUCAACAAAAAACCUUCAUCAAAACAAGAAAAAAUCUGGAACAAGGUUAUUCUCAUCUAUCAGCGCAAAGCAAGAAGAUACCCCUGUUGAUAACACUGAGCAUGAUCCAUUCUCUGCUGCUAGGUGUAGAAUCUUUCAAAGAACAAAUCGCACCAAAAAGAGAGCAGCAGAUGAAGCCAUUUUUCAUCAAGCGAGGGGUCACUACCAUCAUCCUGUAGAUAAAAUACAGAGUUUAAAUACAUACAGAGUGGUGGAGGAACCUCAGGCAUUUACUUCUUUCAGAGAACGCCUUCGCCACUUGCAGAGAACCGAAAAUGAACGGGUUUGCUUUGGUAGAUCGGGCAUACAUGGAUGGGGCCUCUUUGCACGUAGAAAUAUUCAAGAAGGAGAAAUGGUUCUUGAAUAUCGCGGUGAACAAGUGAGGCGCAGCAUGGCGGACCUGAGAGAAGCACGCUACAGAUUACAAAAGAAAGACUGCUAUCUAUUUAAAAUAAGCGAAGAAGUGGUGGUAGAUGCCACUGACAAAGGAAAUAUAGCACGGCUAAUUAAUCAUUCUUGCAUGCCAAAUUGCUAUGCAAGGAUCAUGAGUGUGGGUGAUGAUGAGAGCCGAAUUGUGCUCAUUGCAAAGACUAACGUAUCUACUGGUGAUGAACUAACGUAUGACUACUUGUUUGAUCCUGAUGAGCCAGAAGAAUUCAAAGUCCCUUGUCUCUGUAAAGCUCCAAACUGCAGGAAAUUCAUGAAUUAGGAAGGAAGGAUUAUUAUACAAAUGAAAUGAAGAUCACAUCACAUAACAUGGAUUGUUUCUUCUCCGUAAGGAGCACUAACCCAUCCCCUCCUCUACAGGGAAAAUCUCAGUUAAACCAAAGCUGUAAUUUUUAUCAAACCAAAAAAGAGAGAAAAAAAAAACAAAAAAAAAUAGGAGAACAGGCAUAGGUUUGUGUUUUUUGUUUUUUUCAUUUCCACUUUGGUUUCCUUUGGACAUUCAUAGAAGUCUAAUAAGAACUAUAGAUUACAAUUUAGAGGCUUUUGGCCCUUGGGUAUCUCUGUAAAUUUAUCACCCAAUAUUACAUUUCAUUUUCCUGAUUUUAAUGUUAACCAAUUUCUUCCCUCCC
Molecule: messenger RNA, 4128 nt
Organism: Lotus japonicus
Lineage: Eukaryota; Viridiplantae; Streptophyta; Magnoliopsida; Fabales; Fabaceae
Product: histone-lysine N-methyltransferase ATX4
Exons: 23
Coding region: 564-3761 (1065 amino acids)
Biological process (GO): regulation of transcription by RNA polymerase II
Molecular function (GO): protein binding
Source: RefSeq, a predicted model, not a curated record